AUGACAGGGGGCGACGAUGACUGGCAGGAAGAAUGUUGGCUGCUAGAGCAGGGACAAUUCAAUACCAAUCCCUCAAACUUAAAUGCGCUAAUGAAAAGCAGACAAAAAAUCGAGAUGCAUGAGAAAGCAAUCAUGUAUUCCAUGAUGUUUUUCCAGCCAUUUCCCAAGUCUUUCUGCCCGAAGCUAGGCAAACGUCGCAUCCUAGUUCGAACACAUACCAAGCCACCCACGUUCUACGAGACCGAAGACCGCGAUGGAGAAUCGAGGGAAUUCGAGGCGAUCCGCGUCUGCCGGGGGGCGUUGGAGGGCCCAAGAUCGGCAGACGUGCACAAACUAGCCAUGUGCUGCAGAUCCUUGUACCGAUACACGAACCGCAGCAUGGCGAUGGCUGAAGUUGACUUUGCCAAUGGUUUCUGGACUUGUCCGAAGAUUGUAACCGGAAACCAGGUUGUUGAAGAGAUCAAAGAAUUCAGUGAGUUGUACUCCAGUCUACUCGGCAUCUCUGCCAAUGACGUCAUCGCCAUGGAAGAUCGAGCCUUUUUUCAACUCUUGAUUGAGCGCAAACUACUCUCGUUGGACCCGGAACAAACAGAGCUCACCACUGAUAUGUCUGCAUCCAACUUACACCUCGAUUUGUUUGAUGAUUCUCCUACCAAAUUUCCUUUUGCUGUGCCUCCUGUAUACCGAAACAUAUCGCCUGAGGUGUUUCAGAACGACGUUGCCUACGAUCGGGAUCUCGAAGACGUGAAGCAAUCGAUCGUUCUUUGUGCUUCAAACCCUCACGAGUUUCAGGUGGACUACAGAGUUUCUUCUCGAGACAUCCAGUUGAAGCACUGGAGCACGCAGGGGCUGGUGCUGGGCAUGACGUCGACUGAGAAUCGUCUGAAGGUGAUGCAGCCCUCGCAUGUGGAUGAAGCUUACGAGCUAAAUUUCAAUGUCAUCAACAGCUUAGGAAGAGCUGCCUGA
Molecule: messenger RNA, 966 nt
Organism: Guillardia theta CCMP2712
Lineage: Eukaryota; Cryptophyceae; Pyrenomonadales; Geminigeraceae
Exons: 4
Coding region: 1-966 (321 amino acids)
Source: RefSeq, a predicted model, not a curated record